This is a messenger RNA of Papaver somniferum (opium poppy), 747 nucleotides long. RefSeq lists its product as uncharacterized. The record is from RefSeq and is a predicted model, not a curated record. Bases 127 to 396 code for a protein of 89 amino acids. NCBI's taxonomy places the organism in Eukaryota, Viridiplantae, Streptophyta, Magnoliopsida, Ranunculales, Papaveraceae. The transcript has 3 exons.
CUUCUUUAUAUAUACCCUAACUUGCAACAAUAAGCUAGCACUUGUGUGGAUCAAAAGAAAGAAAGAAAAAAGAAAAUCAAGAAAGACGACUAAAUUGCAGCUUGCGUGCAUCUUCCAUGAUCAGUCAUGUCUAAGAUCUCAGUUCUUUGUCUCCUCGUCCUUCUUUUGCUCUUCUAUUCUUACGCAUCCUCAGGAAAUGGUGCCGAAGGCUUUGUCCAUGACAAUGGUGCCAUGAAUCCAGCUUCUCUUCAUGAGGGUAAUGGUAUGAAGGUCGAGAAGAUAUUUGCAACGAGAAAGCUACUGGCAGAACCUUAUCAUGCAGUACUUGAUUAUGAUUAUGCAGGGCCAAACCCCAAACAUGAACCAAGGAAAGGCAAGCCUGGUGGUGGAUGGUAGAGACAACACAAUAUCGACUACUAGUACGUAGCUAAUACACUCACAAUGAAUCCUCAACAUCUCCCCUUGUUCGUCCAUCGAUCUCAAUUUCGCUUACCAUAUAAACUAUUAAGAGUUAAGAAUAAGAGAAAGUGUUCUCUACUUAAGGAACAACAAUAUAAUUCUUAUAUGAGUUUCUAAAAUGAUCUCUUCAUGCUUAUGAUAAUGGGAGAUUAAUAUUCAGGUUUGAUUAAUGUAAUUAAAUACUUGCUAGUUAGCUAAUUAAAUUAGCUUUGUGUUAUUAUGGACAUUCUAUUAUGUAGCAACAUUUUUUAUCACACACUUGAAGAUAUGAAGAUUAAUCUUCUUUUA